AGGACGGGGCUGCUUCCGGCCACCCAGGCACCGGCGGAAUGGCACUGGCCCCGCCUUCGCGGAGCCCACAACCACGCGGCCUCUCCCUCCUGCGGUCGUGCGUGCCUCUCCUUCCUCUUCCGUCUGUGCUGCACCCGGUCCGUCUCCGCGCGGCCCGUGACCCCGUUUUCUCCUGAUCCAGCAGGAGGGAAAGAAGGCAACGCGAAAGAGAGAGAGAAACCGCUAUGUCACGGAGUUCCCGCGAGAUGUGACGAGAACCGGGUGGGAAGUGGGGGGGGACAAAAAACCCGGGCUUUAAUGUGCGGCUCGGCCGGCGGUCGUGAGGGGUAACACAAGAACCUGUAGAAUAUGAGUGAUGACAAACCCUUUCUAUGUACUGCCCCUGGAUGUGGACAGCGUUUUACCAACGAGGAUCAUUUGGCUGUCCAUAAACAUAAACAUGAGAUGACACUGAAAUUUGGUCCAGCUCGUAAUGACAGUGUCAUUGUAGCUGAUCAAACUCCAACGCCAACUCGAUUUUUGAAGAAUUGUGAAGAAGUGGGUUUAUUCAAUGAAUUAGCAAGUCCUUUUGAAAAUGAAUUCAAAAAAGCUUCUGAAGAUGAUAUUAAAAAAAUGCCCUUAGAUUUAUCACCUCUUGCAACUCCAAUUAUAAGAAAUAAAAUUGAAGAGCCUACAGUGGUUGAAACAACUCACCAAGAUAGUCCCUUACCUCAUCCAGAGUCUACGACCAGUGACGAGAAGGAAGUGUGUCUGCAGCAAACUGCCCAGCCUACUUCCACAAUUGUACGCCCAGCUUCUCUACAGGUUCCUAAUGUGUUGCUUGCAAGUUCUGACUCAAGUGUCAUUAUUCAGCAAGCCAUACCUUCACCAACUUCUAGCACUGUCAUAACACAAGCUCCAUCUUCCAAUAGGCCAAUAGUACCGGUGCCAGGCCCUUUCCCCCUUUUGUUGCAUCUUCCUAAUGGACAAACCAUGCCUGUUGCUAUUCCCGCUUCAAUCACAAAUUCUAAUGUGCGUGUACCAACUGCAGUUCCUCUUGUCAGGCCUGUCACCAUGGUGCCUAGCAUCCCAGGAAUUCCAGGACCCUCAUCUCCACAACCGGUGCAGUCAGAGGCAAAAUUGAGAUUAAAAGCUGCACUGACGCAUUCUCAGGUAACAAAUGGAGAUACUGCUAAGGGACAAACAAGUGGACUAGUUCGAACUCAGUCAGAGGAAGCCCGACCACAAUCACUACAACAGCCCGCCACAUCUACUACUGAAACACCGGCCUCUCCUGCUCAGCCUGCACCACAAACGCCAAAUACAGGAGGCCGGCGAAGAAGAGCAGCAAAUGAAGAUCCCGAUGAAAAAAGACGGAAAUUCUUAGAGCGGAACAGAGCAGCUGCUUCGAGGUGCAGACAAAAAAGAAAAGUUUGGGUCCAGUCUUUGGAGAAAAAAGCAGAAGACCUCAGCUCACUAAAUGGUCAAUUACAGAAUGAAGUCACCCUGCUGAGAAAUGAAGUGGCACAGCUAAAACAGCUUCUUCUGGCUCAUAAAGAUUGUCCUGUUACCGCCAUGCAGAAGAAAUCUAGCUAUCAUACAACAGAUAAAGAUGACAGUUCCGAAGACAUUUCCGUGCCAAGUAGUCCUCACACCGAAGCUAUUCAGCAUAGUUCCGUCAGCACUUCUAAUGGAGUGAGCUCCACCUCCAAGGCAGAAGCAGUGGCUACGUCAGUUCUCAGCCAGAUGCCUGACCAGAGUACAGAGCCAGUGCUGUCACAGAUUGUCAUGGCUCCUCCGUCCCAAUCACAGCCUUCAGGAAGUUGAUCAGAAACUUACUUUGUUUUUAGAUAUUCCUUAGCAGCUUCAAAGGGAAACCAAGGAAAUAGCCUUCAUCUAGAAAACAUCUGUAGCUUAAUAAUUACUCAUCUGUAAAAUAUAAACUUGAAUUUGGCUUUGGAAGUUGGCAAACAGGAAUUGCACAGCCGGUUUUAGUCUCUUUGUAGUCACUUUGGUUCCUAACUAGGAUGGUUUGUUAUUUUCAGUGCUUGUCAUGUAAAAGUGUUGGUACAGCUGAAAUGUACUCCUCUUUCAUUUGAUGGUAUUCCAAAAAUAAUAAUUAAGAACAGUCGCUAAAUACUCAUCCCAAAACUGUGAUCAUAAUCUUAUAAUAUUUUAUACCAAAGUUCUACAUAGAUUCCUUUGUAAAGUCGACAAGAUCAUAAAGCACUAGGCAAGGGAGGAAAAGACCAGAACGGUAAAUUUGCUUUUAGUCUUUUUGCCUUUGUAUUGUUUUGCACAUUAUGAGAAGAAAACAUUGGGAGAAUAUGUUUGAUUAUAUUGUGUAGCAUUAUUUUUUUUUGGCUUUUUAACUUUGGAUGUUUUUUUAAAAGAAUUUUGUUCAACAGGGCCAGUACGGUAUAUGAUAUACAGUACUUUUAUGCACAUACAUAAUCUUGAUCAGGGUCAUUUUAGCUAGAUUUUCUUUUUAAUUGAUACCAGUUUAGCUAACACUUCCAUUUUAAAAUCAGGACUUUCAUUUCUGACAUGGAAAUAAAUUCUGCAGCUGUCCGUUUACAAAAAUCAAAAAAGACAAUGGACAGGUGUUAACAGGGUUAAAAAAUGGAACUGUUUUUCAAAAUCAGCAUAACUUGAUACUUUGUGGGGUUUUGACUCUUAAAAUGAGAAGCGUUUGCGCAUUCUAGUAUGGUAUGUGUGCCAGAAAACUUAAAUUCUCUCCUCAAACAACUCAAGAUUUCUUUUUCUUUCUUUUUUUGGUUAUUGUCUUGUGGUUGCAAGGUAACUUAACUUUAUUCUUGUGUAAGCACUGUCAUGUUUUAGUAGAGAAAUUUUGAUACCUGAAUGCGGGGAAAUUAAUGAUUUACCAUACCUUGGAAACAAUUACAGUAUGUGUGUGUGUGUGGAUGGGUGGGUGCAGUAUGCAUUUGUGAGUGUGCAUGUAGAUACAUGAGUGAGAAAGAGAAUGAUUCAGUACUUUAUGCCGGCAUUCUGUGCUUGAAUGUUUAAAGAUGCCUUCAAUGUGAUGCUGGCUUGAAUAGGUGUUUGCAAUUUUGAAUUGUAAUUUACUGUGUGAACUUGGAUAAUUAACAUUCCAUGAUGUAGUUUCUGAUGAGAUGAUGUAGGUACAGUUCAUCUCAUUAUCCAAUCAUCUGUAGAAUAUGGAGGGUUUUUUUUUAAUGUGCCAUUAUCUAUUUUAAUUCUGAAUUUACAUUAAAAACAACAGCAGUAUACUAUUUUAUUAAACUGUAAAAUUUCAAAAUAUAGGUCUGUGCAUUCACAUCAGUAAAACUUUGUAAAACAAUGAAGUAAAUUACACAAUGCAAUAUCUGGCAGUAAAAAAAAAAAAAAACAGGAGAAACCCAUUAUGUAUAUAACAAGCAUUUAUUGCAUUUAUUGUGGAUUGUGUGACUUGUUUCUUCUAUGCUUUGUUUUAACCUGGGGUGCCAUCAAUCUAUGAAGUCACAAUUUUAAGUGGUGGCAAUGACAGAAAACAAUUUUAUGGUGUACAACCAAACUUGAACAGAAACUGGAUGCAGUGAUUAAAUUAUGUAUAUAUCAUUUCAGUGCUUUUAAGUCUGAAAAUAAGAAUUUAAAUAUUUUGUGUAUUAAAACUACAAGGAGCAGGUUUUUGCAUAGUUAGCAAAGAAAUACUCUAAUUGCCUUUGCUUUAUCAGGUUGUUUUAAAAGAACUGUAAUACUGAAAGCAAACUUACAGAAUUUAAAACACAGAACAAAAAUGAGAGUCUCCAUGAGCGAAUACAAACCCUGAAAGAAACCUCCACAGAAGAUUGCUUUGAUCUAAUUCUAGCCAUGCCGAGGUGGGGAUGUGCCCCCAGUUGAAAGCAGUGCAUCAUUGAUAGAUGGCAUUUAUGUUCUUGUGAACACCUGAUGUACGCACCUGCUUUGUGCUCCCUCCAAUUUAGGCACAAUGUAAAAAGCAAGGGAUCUGGACUCAUAUCCCUAUCUGAAUUGGAGUGAUUACUCUCUCAUUGUGAAUUCCAUGAACUGGGUAAGAACAAUUUGGUUGUGUUUGCUCUGCUAAAUAUGAUGGGCUGUGUUGUACUCUACUAUCUUCAUUUCUGUCCUGAAGCAGCUCACUGAAUUAAAUGGUGAUGCCUCAGUAAAAAUGCCUGGAGCAAUAUAAGCCAAUCUUAUUUUAAAACCUUAUUUAAUGUAACACGGUGUUUUUAGUAACAAAAGUGUUGCUGUUGUAAAUCUAAGUACGUGUGAGGAGAUAUGUAAAAUGAUUUUAAUGGAGGGGUUAGUGAAAAUCCUAUCUAUGUUCAACAAAACAGUUGUACAACCAUAGAUUCCGUUUUAAACUGUAUGUCACUAUUUCUGUACUUUGCAUUUGCGUUCCUUGAAUUUGACAUGUUUCACAAACUGUACCGUUUUCUUCACUGUGCAGUUUGCAUGAGUAAAUCAUCAAGAGAAUAAAAUUUAUCUUUACAUUGUA
Messenger RNA from Notechis scutatus (mainland tiger snake), 4456 nucleotides. It is a transcript of the gene ATF2, whose product is annotated as activating transcription factor 2. Gene Ontology annotation, molecular function: DNA binding; DNA-binding transcription factor activity. Lineage: Eukaryota; Metazoa; Chordata; Lepidosauria; Squamata; Elapidae. The record is from RefSeq and is a predicted model, not a curated record. Gene Ontology annotation, biological process: regulation of DNA-templated transcription.